CUGGGCGCGGCUCGGUGCCCCUGGAGGACCGGCCGGACAUGGCGGCGGGGCGGGACGCGUGUGGGGCGCUGCUCACCUGGCUGCAGACCUUUGACCCCCCCUCGCCGUGCGCGGCCCCCCCAGAUUUGGCCAGCGGGGUCACCCUGGCUCACGUCCUGCACAAAAUGGGUCCCACCUCGUUCCCCCCUCCCCAGGUGAACAACCUCCGCAAGGUGCUGCAGAGCGUCCUGGAGUACUGGCAGGACGUGCUGGGCCAGGCCGUGGAGGAGCGGCACGUGCCGGACGUGGCGCCGGCGGCCCAGUACGGCGACCCCGAGCAACUGGGCAAACUGGUGCGGCUGGUGCUGGGCUGCGCCGUCAGCUGCCAGCAGCGGGAAGAGCACAUCCAGCGCAUCAUGACGCUGGAGGAGGCGGUGCAGCACGAGGUGAUGGCGGCCAUCCAGGAGUCCCGCCGUUAUUACUUCCUGAGCCAGGAGCCCCCCGAGGAGGCCGGGGGGGGUUCGGGGCAGCGCUGCCAGGAGCUGGAGCAGCAGGUGGCCACGCUCCUGGAGGAGAAGGGACACCUGGCCGCCGAGAACCGGGCGCUGCGGGAGCAGCUCGAGGCCGACGCCGCCGGCGCCGCCGCCAAGAAGCUGCUGCGGCUGCAGACGCAGGUGGAGGAGCUGCAGGAGGAGAAUUACAGGUUGGAGAGCGGCAAGGAGGAGCUGCGGGCGCGCUGCUCGCGGCUGGAGCAGGAGGCGCGGGGGCUGCAGGUGCGGGCGCAGGAGCUGAGCGGGCUGGCGGGGGAGGCACGGGCGCUGCGAGACGAGAUGGACCUGCUCAGAGCAUCGUCGGCGCGGGCCGGGCGGCUGGAGGCGGCGGUGGCCACGUACCGGGGCCGGGCGGCGGCGGCGGGGGAGCUGCGGCGCUGGGUGCGGGCGCUGGAGGAGCGGCACGCCGCCCAGGUGCGCCGCGCCGCUCACCUGCAGCAGCAGCUGGGCCGAGCCCAGGCCGGCUGCGCGCAGCUGGAGGCCGCCCGCAGGCAGGUGGAGGAGCUGAGCGGGCAGCGGGCCGAGGCGGCGCUGAGGGCCGAGAAGUGGCACCUGGAGUUCCGGCACCUGCAGGAGCGAUUCGAGGCGCUGAGCCAGGAGAAGGAGCGGCUGCUGGAGGAGCGCGACGCGCUGCGCGAGGCCAACGAGGAGCUGCGCUGCGUGCAGGUGCAGCAGAGCUACCUGAGCCAGGCAGGGCUGGAGGGGGGCCCGGCCCCUCCCCAGAAUUUGGCGGCCGAAAUCCUUCCCGCGGAGCUCAGGGACACGGUGACGCGGCUGCGGCGGGAGAACCGACGGCUGCGGCUGCAGCGGGACCAGCUCUGGCACAGACUGGAGGCCGGAGAGCCUCGGACAGCGCAGGGGAGGCCGCGGGAGGAGCUGUCGCUGCCGGAGGAGACCCCCGAGGAUCUGGAUGAGCUGCCGGAGGGAGAGGAGGAAGAGGAGGAAGAGGAAGAGCUGGAGCCCUCCAGGGUCCCGAGAUCAGGAUUUAGAGGUUCCCCGAGUUUGCCCCCACAAAAGCCCUCAGUUUCCCCUGGGGACCCCCCUGGCACUCCCCCCUUGGCCCCCGUCCUGCAGCUCCUCCGGAACCAACUGCAGGAGAAGGACGCGCUGAUCCGGCACCUGGAGCGCAGCCGGGCGCAGCGGGAGCGCGAGGAGCGGCUGCUGGUCACCGCCUGGUACAACAUGGGCCUGGCCCUACAGCGGCAGGAAGGAGGGACGGCGUCUCGGGGCCUCGCCAGCGGCGCUCAGUCCUUCCUGGCCCAGCAGCGCUUGGCCACGGUGGCCCGGCGAGCGCGGACCCCUCACGGCCGGGCUCCCCCCAGCUGAGGUGGGGGGGGGUCCCCCAAACACCCCCGGACCACCGGGGGGUCCCCCCUCACUCUGGGCUGGUCCCAUUUCAGACACUACAAACCCGUGCUCCCCACCUUGUUUUGGGGGGGCCUGGGCCUUGCCACCCUACCUCAUUUUGGGGGGGCUUUUAGCACUUCUAUUUUUGUAGCUGAUUUCAGGGGGGGGUCUUGUGUGUG
Messenger RNA from Pseudopodoces humilis (Tibetan ground-tit), 2056 nucleotides. The record is from RefSeq and is a predicted model, not a curated record. Lineage: Eukaryota; Metazoa; Chordata; Aves; Passeriformes; Paridae.